This is a messenger RNA of Heteronotia binoei (common prickly gecko), 3129 nucleotides long. RefSeq names its product ankyrin repeat domain 13A (gene ANKRD13A). The record is from RefSeq and is a predicted model, not a curated record. Gene Ontology annotation, molecular function: protein binding. Gene Ontology annotation, cellular component: cytoplasm. The transcript is spliced from 15 exons. Lineage: Eukaryota; Metazoa; Chordata; Lepidosauria; Squamata; Gekkonidae. The coding region runs from base 1 to 1779 and encodes 592 amino acids.
AUGAGCUCCGCGGGAGAGCCCGGCACCGGCACCGGCAGCUUCCCCCUGCACGCCCUGGUCUGGCACAACGACUACCGGCGGCUGGAGAAGGCGCUGCACUCCCAGGAUGUGGAGCAGCGCGAUCCUCGUGGCCGGACCCCCCUGCAUCUUGCUGUUUCACUGGGAUACAUCGAGUCUGCCAAAGUCCUGCUGCGGCACAAGGCAGAUGUCACCAAGGAGAACGCUUCAGGAUGGACGGUCUUGCACGAGGCAGUGAGCACCGGGGAUCCUGAGAUGGUCCACUUGAUCCUGCAGCAUCGGGAUUAUCAUCAAACGUCCACGACCCUUGGUGGGGUCCCAGAACUGCUCCAAAAAAUUAACAAGACUCCAGAUUUUUACGUGGAAAUGAAGUGGGAAUUCACCAGCUGGGUUCCCCUGGUCUCCCGAGUCUGCCCCAGCGACGUCUGCCGCAUCUGGAAGAGCGGGGCAAAGCUGCGCGUUGAUAUCACCUUGCUCGGAUUCGAAAACAUGAGCUGGGAACGGGGAAGGCGCAGCCUGAUCUUCAGGGGGGAAGAUACUGGGAACUGGGCAGAGCUGAUUGAGGUGAACCACGACGAGAAGGUGGUUGCGACAGAGCGCUUUGAAAUCACCCAGCAGAUCCAGCGCCUGACCUUGGACUCCAUGACCCCCAAGAGCAAGGAGGUGGAGAGGCGGCUGACCUCCCCCAUCAUCAGCACCUCGCUGGAUACCAGGAACAUCGCCUUCGAAAGAAAUACAUCCGGCUUCUGGGUCUGGAGAACGGAGAAGUCCGAAGUGGUUAAUGCUUAUGAUGCAAAGGUCUACACGGCAAACAAUGUGAAUGUGGUGACCAAGAUUCGAACAGAGCACCUGACUGAAGAGGAGAAGAGGCGAUACAAAGCUGACAGAAAUCCUUUAGAAUCCUUUCUGGGCACCAUUGAACAUGAGUAUGGCGCGCAGCAGGACCUUACAACAGAAUACGCCACGACAAACAACCCAACGGCCAUCACCCCAGAGGAGUAUUUCAACCCAGACUUCGACCUGAAGGACAGGGACAUCGGAAGGCCCAAAGAAGUCACCGUUCGGACUCAGAAGUUUAAAGCAACGCUGUGGAUGUCGGAAACGUUUCCUCUCUCGCUCGUGGAACACGUCACUCCCAUCAUAGACCUGAUGGCCAGGACCAGCGCCCAUUUCGCUCGACUCAAGGACUUCAUCACCUUAGAAUUUCCCCCUGGAUUUCCCGUCAAAAUAGAAAUCCCCUUGUUCCAUAUUCUGAAUGCCCGGAUUACCUUUGGCAACGUGAACAGCUGCAGCACCAUUGAAGAAGCGUCGCCCGAGACCCUGGAAGGGGCCCAGCAACAGCCAGCCUCUGCCUUUGCCGUGGACCAGUCUGUCUUUGAGAUCCCCAAAUCCUACCGCAUUCAGGACGACGGCAGAAACGUGCGUGUACAAGAUGAAGACAACGAGAUCAUGCAGUUUGCCAUUCAGCAGAGCCUGAUGGAGUCUGGCCAGAACAGAGAGGCCUUGAGCGCCACCUCCAACGGGGCGGUUUCCUACUCGCGGGACCUCAGCCUUCAGUAUCAGAGAGCCUUGCAGGAGAGCUUCCAGGCGAGCAGCCCCACCCCUGUGGCCCCCCCACUGAGGGAUUCCUCCAGUUUCGACCGGGAUUUGCAGCUGGCCAUGGAGCUUUCCGUCAAAGAGCAGCAGGAGCUGAAGCGGCGGCAGGAGGAGGAGGAAGCUGAGUUGCAGCAAGCUCUCCAGCUCUCCCUCCUGGAGAAUUAGGUGGCAGGGCCAGAAAGGGAUGCUGGAGCAGCUCACAGCAGCCUGGAGAACUGCAGCGGCCCCCGAACACGAGAUCGCUUUCCGUGGUGCAAGGCAGAGGCUGGAGCCUUCCCUUUGCCACCCUCCUGCGCGGUGCAAAGCUCAGGCGGAACGAGACCCUUGGCACUGCCUGUACUUCUGUGACCCAGAUGCCUUCCUGAAAGGACAGGUGGAAUCUUUGCAGGCCAUCGUGCCACUGGAGAGGAAGACAACUGAGGUGGCCAUAGGAGGGUCACCUUGCUUUCUACCAAAGAGAUAUGCAGCCCUCCCAGUAUUGUGGAGCUGUGGGGGUCCCAUGCCGCACGGUGCUUCUUUGGCAGGAAUUGGGGAGGGGGCUGCUGCACAGGACUUCUCUUCCUCCCAGCUGUCUGCCUCUCCAAGGCCAUUCCAAACCAGCCCAUUCUUUCACUCCGAGGCAAGAGUCUCUAGCUCUGACUGGUGCUUUGUACAGCUUCCUUUCAGGUUGUUUUUAAAGUCACUUACGGAAGACUUCCUCUGGGAUGAAUUCCUGUGGCCAAGGGAGUGAGUGAGGCGGCUCCCACUUGUGUUCCUUUUUGGGCUGCCCACUGCCACGCCCGCCGCCUCCCAGCACUCACACUUCCUUUGAAGAUGAGCGGCUGCAAGGGCUAGCCUCUUCCAGCGUCCACAUUGCCUUCCUCUCGGAGGUCGUGCUGCCCUGCUUGUCCACCCGGGGGGCUGGGGAAGUGCUUCCCCUCCCCUGCAUUCCAGUAGCAAGUCCAGCAAUCUCUCCUUGCCUUCCCAAGUCACCCCAAGACAAGGAGGGUGCCUUCGCCAUGUCUUCCCAGCUCUUUCAGGAGGAAGACAGAGGGGGAUGGUGCAGUUGGGGGCAGGACCAGGCCAGAUCCCUUAAUUCUGUGCUUGGAGUCAAAGGGGCUUUUCUUUUUUUCUGGCGCAGUCUCUGGUGCACUUGCCAGAGAGCUCUCCCCGUAGCUGCUGGGCACUGCAAUGCCAAGGGCAGCCUGGACAUUAUGAGCAGAGGCUGCACCUCUAGCGCUUGAGUCCCACCUCAGACUGUGACCCCCCCCCCCAGUUCCGGUCCUUCUGCAGUGGACCUGCUGGGGGAUGGCCGAGCAGCAGGCUCUGGCGCAGGGCUCAGGGCAGUUCGCAUUGAUCUUUUUUUUUUUGGACCCUCUUCUGUUAUGCCAGGCACCCCGGGCCCUCCUCCUCGCUUUCUCGGGACAUGCCCAGGCAAGUGGGCCAAGCUCUUGCAAUGUGUUUGUCACACAGACACACCCCUCCCCAGAAGCUUUGUUUCUCUUGCAAAUAAAGUGCAUGGCUCCUUUGACAAAA